GUAUUGUGAUGCGUAGCGCCUGAAUCGUCACCCACCUGGAUGCGUAGCUCCAUGGCGCGCCGCUUACGAUCUGUGCAUGUCGUGUGUAUGAUCUGCGCGGGCGCGUGGCAUUGGCUGUGGUCAACGAAGCUGUUUACUGCAGGCUCUUCUCUCCCUUCAUGCCCUACCCGAAUGGUGGCGCCCUGCUGGACUGCUGCGUCUCGCUCCUGCGUCUCCGCCCUGCCGUGGGACACUGUCGCAGGGGCAGAAGUUCUCAGCCCCGAGGUGCUGAGUGCUGCAGCUGCGUGCAUUGGUGACGAGGAGCUGGAACUGGUGGUGCCAGAGGAGGAGGAUAUGCAGAAGCUUACCGACUUGGUCGAUGAGAGCUUCCAACGCGCCAUCGCUGCGAGGAUGGCGGAGCCGUCCAAUGUCUUCAACGAGAUGUGGAAUGGCUGGGUGUCUCUGAGCGAGCGGCAGAUGACCUUGGGCGCCCUGCGGAAGCGCCUCAAGGGUCUCCUGGAGGCGCCGAGCUUGAGAAGGCCGCGAAACGAAGAUUGGAAUUUGGGUGUGAUCCUCAAGUCCAGCGAGGGCUUCAUGGGAUACUUUGAGAUUUGCCUUCAAACCCCUGAAGGCCUUAGGCGCGGAGCUCCGCAGCCAUACCUGAAGAACUUAUGUGUCUCCAAGGUGGUGACCGCGGGCGGUGGGGCGGAGGUCCGUGGAAGAGGCUUGGGCCGGAAGCUCUUGAAGUUGGUGGAGGAAUUCUGCAGGAGGAGCUGGGGGGGAGAGACGCUCUAUUUGCACACUGAUUUGGACCCCGCAGCCUUCGGCCUGUACAACAGCAGUGGCUACGUGGUGCGGAGACAAGAGCAGGACGGUGAGGGUAAAAGCAUUUACAUGUCAAAAUCAUUGGAAUAAAAAUA
This is a messenger RNA of Durusdinium trenchii, 899 nucleotides long. The record is from the annotation of a GenBank genome assembly. NCBI's taxonomy places the organism in Eukaryota, Dinophyceae, Suessiales, Symbiodiniaceae.